AUGGACGCGCCCGGCGAGACGGUCGAGCAGAUGCAGGCGCGGCACCGUCGCGAGGCCAAGGAGCUGCAGGGCCGGAUCACGUCCAAGAAGAAGAACGCGAGCAAGAAGACGCGCAAGGGGGUCAACGACGAGUGCGAGGGGAUGGAGCGCGACAUGCGGCAGCGGCAGGCCGAGGAGCUCGCGGCGCUGCAGGCGCCGCGAGGAGAACCCUCUGGCGGGUCGUCGUCGUCGUCGGACGACGACGAGGCCCCGAGCCGCGUGGAGAGGAUGGAGAACAAGGUCGAGGAGAAGCUGGAAAAGGCCGUGCACAAGCUGCACCUCGGCAGCCCUACAGGCAGUCCUACAGGCAGCCCUACGGACACGACCAAUGCGCGCAAAGCCACGACCAACGCACACCAGGCCACCCCCAACGGAGACGACCCCCUUCAAGGCAAGAAGCGAAACAGACAGCGGGAGCGGCUGGCCAGGCGGGCGGCGGAGCAGGAGGCGGCGGCGGCGCGGGCCGAGGAGGAGGCGUCGACCAUGACGGACGACCGGGCGCGCGAGGGCGAGUACAUGGACAAGAUGUUUGCGACGUACGACCUGGCGGAGAAGGAGAUUGCGCCGGACGGGCACUGCCUGUUCAGCGCGGUGGCGGACCAGCUGGCGCAGGAGGGCGUGCCGCUGUCGGAUCCUCCGGAGACUGCCAGCAAGGGCAAGGACAAGGGCAAGGGGGAGGAGGAGCCCUACAAGACGGUGCGGCGCGCGGCGGCGGCGUACAUGCUCGCGCACGCGGACGACUUUGCGCCCUUUCUCGAGGGCGACCUGGGCGCGUACGCGGCGCAGAUCCGGGACACGGCCGAGUGGGGCGGGCAGCUGGAGCUCAUGGCGCUCGCGCGGCGGUACAAUGUCGAGAUUCGCGUCGUGCAGGACGGGCGGACGGAGAAGAUUGGGGAGCGCGAGGGCGGCGACAGCGGGCGGGUGCUGUGGCUGGCGUACUACAGGCACGGGUACGGGCUGGGCGAGCACUACAACUCGCUGCGCAGGCGAUGA
This is a messenger RNA of Emericellopsis cladophorae, 1032 nucleotides long. Its product is annotated as OTU domain-containing protein-like protein. The record is from RefSeq and is a predicted model, not a curated record. The transcript has a single exon. Gene Ontology annotation, molecular function: cysteine-type deubiquitinase activity. The coding region runs from base 1 to 1032 and encodes 343 amino acids. NCBI's taxonomy places the organism in Eukaryota, Fungi, Ascomycota, Sordariomycetes, Hypocreales, Bionectriaceae. Gene Ontology annotation, biological process: protein deubiquitination.